Phragmites australis (common reed) is the source of this 1605-nucleotide messenger RNA. Its product is annotated as NAC domain-containing protein 77-like. The record is from RefSeq and is a predicted model, not a curated record. Gene Ontology annotation, molecular function: DNA binding. Bases 254 to 1309 code for a protein of 351 amino acids. The transcript is spliced from 3 exons. Gene Ontology annotation, biological process: regulation of DNA-templated transcription. NCBI's taxonomy places the organism in Eukaryota, Viridiplantae, Streptophyta, Magnoliopsida, Poales, Poaceae.
CCCCUUUCUAUUGAUUCCCCCAUCGAUCUCAUCUCCCCUUUCUUGUGCUCACAAGCUUCCCCUUGAUAGCUUAGCUUAGCUUCUCUCUCUACCUUUCCUUUGAGCUAGCUCCUUGUUUCUCUCCUGUUCAUAGAACUCAAGCUCUUCGAUCUGCAGUGCAGUCCAUAGUGUUUGUACGUAAGAGAGAGAGAGAGAGAGAGAGAGAGAGAGAGAGAGAGAGAGAGAGAGAGAGAGAGAGAGAGAGAGAUAGAUCAUGGUGGAUCAUGGUGUGAAAUCAGCUGAGCAAGGCGACUUGUUCCUGCCUCCCGGGUUCAGGUUCCAUCCCACAGAUGAGGAGGUCAUCACAAGCUACCUCCUGCACAAGUUCUUGAACCCUAGCUUCGCCCCGCGGGCCGUCGGGGAGGUGGACCUCAACAAGUGCGAGCCAUGGGAUCUCCCAAGCAAGGCGAAGAUGGGGGAGAAGGAGUGGUACUUCUUCUGCCACAAGGACAUGAAAUACCCGACGGGCAUGCGCGCCAACCGCGCCACCAAGGAGGGCUAUUGGAAGGCCACCGGCAAGGACAGGGAGAUAUUCAAGCCUGCAGCCUCAUCUUCUGCUCGCGAGCUGGUAGGGAUGAAGAAGACGCUCGUGUUCUACACGGGAAGGGCUCCUAGGGGCGCCAAGACCAACUGGGUCAUGCACGAGUACCGCCUCGACGGCAAAUCCAGACACGACAAAGCAAUCGUACGCUUCAAUCCCAAGGAUGAAUGGGUCGUGUGCAAGGUGUUCCACAAGAAAGGGGAGGCCAAGAACGCCGCCGCCGUGGAGUACUCUGCCGGAACGCCCAACGUCAGCUCGGUGUCGGUGGACGGCGGCGAGGGCGACGACUUUCUUGACUCCCUGAUCGAUCCCAGCUUGUACUUCAACUCCGCCGCCGGCAGUUUGACCAGCACGACGACCAUCAACGCCGCGGCGCCGUACAACGCGGACUACCCCAUUUCCGCCGCCGCGGGAACUACGACCACGAGUAGCUUCGUCGACCUGCCUAACUACAGCUUCAAGGACACAAUAACAAGUAGCAACCUGCACCAGGUGCCCGUUCCCAAUUCAUCAACAGCUCCAAGAAGCAGCAGUAGCAGUUACAGCUCCUCGUGGAACAUGCUUCACGCAGAGCACGCAAUGGGAAUCUACAACCUGCAUCAUCAGCAGGCAAUGAUGGUGAAAGCUCUAGGAGGGGCCAUUGCUCCAAAUUCUGCUGGUCUGUCCAAGUGUUUACAGAGCUCGUCGGCGACUGGAGUUUUGCAGCAGAAUAGCUCUAGGGAGCUAUGAUCAUCCUCAUGACAGUUAUAUUAGUGCUACUACUAGUGCUGCUGGUACUGCAACUACUGGACCAGCUGCUAAUAAUUUGGGUGGUCGGCUACUGAUCAUGCAUGGAUACUUGGUUUUUGGUGACUGUUAGUUGCUUUGGUUCAUUAGUUCAUUGUUUGAGUAUCAUAAUUGUUUUUUUUCAGGUGUUAUAGAAAAAACAAUGUUUGUUUGUGAGAAUUUGUUGCUUGCUGGUGCUGAUUUUGUCGAGGCACACAGUUUUGGAACUUGCUAUAUAUAAUUCCAAAUCUAUUUGUUGA